Messenger RNA from Marmota monax (woodchuck), 9367 nucleotides. It is a transcript of the gene Pcsk5, whose product is annotated as proprotein convertase subtilisin/kexin type 5. Gene Ontology annotation, cellular component: trans-Golgi network; Golgi membrane. Gene Ontology annotation, biological process: peptide hormone processing. The transcript has 38 exons. Lineage: Eukaryota; Metazoa; Chordata; Mammalia; Rodentia; Sciuridae. Gene Ontology annotation, molecular function: serine-type endopeptidase activity. The coding region runs from base 506 to 6163 and encodes 1885 amino acids. The record is from RefSeq and is a predicted model, not a curated record.
CCAUUGCCACUCACAGUCCCCGCGCGCAGCUCGGAGCCGGAGAGAGCGCAGGAAGCAGGGAAGCGCUCGGAGCCUGGGCCAGCAAAGGGGGCGCCCGGUCGCUGCCUGCACCGCCCUGGCUGGUCGUCUCAGCCGCUCUCUGGGGCCCAGAGAGGAGCUAAAGCUAGUCUGGGAGUCUAGGAGCCGAGCCGGCGAGACACAACUGCUGAGGGCGCCAGCUCCACUUCGCCGCCUUUUGCUCCGGAGCCGGGGAUCUCUCGCUGACCGCCCCGCCGGUCGGAGAGCGGGGAGCACUGGUCCUUGCAGCCCCAGGGAUGGUCUAGGAGCCGGCGCGAGGCUAACUGCUCUGCCUCUGCUGGGGCUUGCCGCCUCCUGCCGAUCUCCGGAGGUUGCGCGCCUGGGCGGCCCAGGCCGGAGAAGUUAGUUGUGCGCGCCGCUUAGUGCGCAGAGCCAGCGAUCUUGCGAGCGAGCGAGCCAGUAAAGGGAGCCGCGAGGCGAAGGGACCAUGGGCUGGGGGGGCCGCUGCUGCUGCCCGGGACGGCUGGACCUGCUGUGCGUGCUGGCGCUGCUCGGGGGCUGCCUACUCCCCGUGUGCCGGACGCGCGUCUACACCAACCACUGGGCAGUCAAAAUCGCCGGCGGCUUUCCGGAGGCCAACCGCAUAGCCAGCAAAUACGGAUUCAUCAACAUAGGACAGAUUGGGGCCCUGAAGGACUACUACCACUUCUACCAUAGCAGGACGAUUAAAAGGUCAGUUCUCUCGAGCAGAGGAACCCACAGUUUCAUUUCAAUGGAACCAAAGGUGGAGUGGAUUCAACAACAAGUCGUGAAAAAACGAACAAAGAGGGACUAUGACCUCAGCCGUGCCCAGUCUACCUAUUUCAAUGAUCCCAAAUGGCCAAGCAUGUGGUAUAUGCACUGCAGUGACAACACACAUCCCUGCCAAUCAGAUAUGAAUAUUGAAGGAGCCUGGAAGAGAGGAUACACAGGAAAGAACAUUGUGGUGACCAUCCUGGACGAUGGCAUUGAGAGAACUCAUCCUGAUCUGAUGCAAAACUAUGAUGCUCUGGCAAGUUGUGAUGUGAAUGGGAAUGACUUGGACCCAAUGCCUCGUUACGACGCAAGCAAUGAGAACAAGCAUGGGACCCGCUGUGCUGGAGAAGUGGCAGCCGCUGCAAACAACUCUCACUGCACAGUUGGAAUUGCUUUCAACGCCAAGAUCGGAGGAGUACGAAUGCUGGAUGGAGAUGUCACAGACAUGGUAGAAGCGAAAUCAGUUAGCUUCAAUCCCCAGCAUGUGCACAUUUAUAGUGCCAGCUGGGGACCAGAUGAUGAUGGCAAGACUGUGGAUGGACCAGCUCCCCUCACCCGGCAAGCCUUUGAAAAUGGCGUCAGAAUGGGGCGGAGAGGCCUUGGCUCUGUGUUUGUCUGGGCAUCUGGCAAUGGUGGAAGGAGCAAAGACCACUGCUCCUGUGAUGGCUACACCAAUAGCAUCUAUACCAUCUCCAUCAGCAGCACAGCAGAGAGUGGAAAGAAACCUUGGUACCUGGAAGAGUGUUCAUCUACACUAGCCACAACCUAUAGCAGCGGAGAGUCCUACGACAAGAAAAUAAUCACGACGGAUCUAAGGCAGCGAUGCACCGACAAUCACACUGGAACAUCGGCCUCAGCCCCCAUGGCUGCAGGCAUCAUUGCGCUGGCCCUGGAAGCCAAUCCGUUUCUGACCUGGAGAGACGUACAGCAUGUUAUUGUCAGGACUUCCCGUGCGGGACAUUUGAACGCUAAUGACUGGAAAACCAAUGCUGCUGGUUUUAAGGUGAGUCAUCUCUAUGGAUUCGGACUGAUGGAUGCGGAAGCCAUGGUGAUGGAGGCAGAGAAGUGGACCACUGUUCCCCAGCAACACAUGUGUGUGGAGAGCACAGACCGGCAAAUCAAGACAAUUCGCCCCAACAGUGCAGUGCGCUCCAUCUACAAAGCCUUGGGCUGCUCUGACAACCCCAACCACCACGUCAACUACCUGGAGCACGUAGUUGUGCGCAUCACUAUCACUCACCCCCGGAGGGGCGACCUGGCCAUCUACCUGACCUCGCCUUCAGGAACCAGAUCCCAGCUUCUUGCCAACAGGCUAUUUGAUCAUUCCAUGGAAGGAUUUAAAAACUGGGAGUUCAUGACCAUUCACUGCUGGGGAGAACGAGCUGCUGGUGACUGGAUCCUUGAAGUUUAUGAUACUCCUUCUCAGCUGAGAAACUUCAAGACUCCAGGUAAAUUGAAAGAAUGGUCUUUGGUCCUCUAUGGCACAUCCGUGCAGCCAUACUCCCCAACCAACGAGUUUCCUAAGGUGGAGCGUUUCCGCUAUAGCCGAGUUGAAGACCCUACAGAUGACUAUGGUGCAGAGGAUUAUGCAGGUCCCUGUGAUCCUGAGUGCAGUGAGGUUGGCUGUGAUGGGCCAGGACCAGACCACUGCAAUGACUGUUUGCACUACUACUACAAGCUGAAAAAUAAUACCAGGAUCUGUGUCUCCAGCUGUCCCCCUGGCCACUACUACGCAGACAAGAAGCGAUGCCGAAAAUGUGCGCCCAACUGUGAGUCUUGUUUCGGGAGCCAUGGUGAUCAGUGCCUCUCCUGUAAAUAUGGGUACUUCCUGAAUGAAGAAACCAACAGCUGUGUUAUUCACUGCCCUGAUGGGUCAUAUCAGGACACCAAGAAAAAUCUUUGCCGGAAAUGCAGUGAAAACUGCAAGACAUGUACUGAAUCCCAUAAUUGUACGGAAUGCAGGGAUGGGUUAAGCCUGCAGGGAUCCCGGUGUUCUGUCACCUGCGAGGAUGGACAGUACUUCAACGGCCAGGACUGCCAGCCCUGCCACCGCUUCUGUGCCACCUGUGCUGGGGCAGGAGCUGAUGGCUGCAUUAAUUGCACAGAGGGCUACUACAUGGAAGACGGUAGAUGCGUGCAGAGCUGUAGUAUCAGCUACUACUUAGAGCACUCUUCAGAGAAUGGAUACAAAUCCUGCAAAAAAUGUGAUACCAGUUGUUUGACAUGUAAUGGCCCAGGGUUCAAGAACUGUACCAGCUGCCCCAGUGGGUAUCUCUUAGACUUAGGAAUGUGUCAAAUGGGAGCUAUCUGCAAGGAUGGAGAAUAUAUCGAUGAACAUGGUGGCUGCCAAGUCUGCGAUGCUUCAUGUGCCAAGUGCCGGGGGCCAACCCAGGAGGACUGCACCAGCUGCCCCCUCACAAGGGUUUUUGAUGAUGGCCACUGCAUUUUGAGCUGUCCCUUGUGGAAAUUUGAGUUUAAGAGCCAAUGCCAUCCAUGCCACCACACCUGCCGAGCCUGCCAAGGAAGUGGACCUUCCAACUGCACCUCAUGUGGAGCAGACAAGCAUGGCCGAGAGCACUUCUUGCAUCAGGGUGAGUGUCGAGAGAGCUGUCCAGCUGGCCACUACUCUGCCAAGGGGCACAUCUGCCUGCCCUGCCCAGACAACUGUGAGCUUUGCCACAACCCACGUGUCUGCACAAGAUGCAUGAGCGGCUACUUCCUCGUGCCCACCAACCACUCCUGCCGGAAGCUGGAGUGUGGACAAGGUGAAGUUCAAGACUCAGACUAUGAAGAAUGCUUGCCUUGCGAGGAAGGAUGUCUGGGAUGCAGCUUGGAUGAUCCAGGAACCUGUACCUCAUGUGCUGCAGGGUAUUACAUGUUUGAGCACCAUUGUUAUAAAACCUGUCCUGAGAAGACCUACAGUGAAGAAUUGAAAUGCAAAGCAUGUGAUACUAACUGUGGCAACUGUGACCAGAAUGAGUGUUACUGGUGUGAAGAGGGCUUCUUUCUCUUGGGUGGUAGCUGUGUGAGGGAAUGUGGUCCUGGCUUUUAUGGAGACCAGGGAACAGGAGAAUGCGAGCCCUGCCACCCAUCCUGUGAAGCCUGCACCGGCGUUGGCGAUGACGAAUGCAGCAGGUGCGGGGAAGGACAGCAGCUGCGGCGCGGCACGUGCGUCUGGCCCGCCAACAACCAGGUGGAAGGCAAGUUCUGGAACGAAGCUGUGCCCACUGCAAAUCCAUCUUUGGUGAAGAGCCUGCUGCAAGAGCGACGAAGGUGGAAGGUUCAAAUCAAAAGAGACGUUUUGAGAAAAUAUGAGCCUUGUCACUCUUCUUGUAAAACCUGCAAUGGAUCUGCAACUCUGUGCACUUCAUGUCCAAAAGGUGCCUAUCUGUUGGAGCAUGCCUGUGUUUCCUCCUGUCCCGAAGGCACUUGGCCCUCAGUCAAGAGUGGCAGCUGUGAGAACUGUACAGAGGAUUGUGCCUCUUGCUCCGGAGCUGAUCUCUGCAAAAAGUGCCAGUCUCAGCCAGAACGCCCUCUCUUCCUCCACGAAGGCAGGUGCUACUCCAGCUGCCCAGAGGGCUUUUAUGCAGAAGACAGCAUAUGUGAACGCUGCAGCUCUCCUUGCCAAACAUGUGUGGGAAAUGCCACCCACUGUCAUUCUUGUGAAGGAGGCCUUGUCCUGGACCGGGGAGUGUGCCUGAAAGCCUGUCCUGAGAGGCACGUGGCUGUGGAAGGAGUGUGCAAGCACUGCCCAGCGAUGUGUCAGGAGUGCAUCCAUGAGAAAACAUGCAAAGAGUGCAUGCCUGGCUUCUUCCUGCACAAGGACAUGUGCCAACAGUCCUGCCCCCAGCACUUCUACCAGGACUUGCACCAGUGUAUCCCCUGCCAUGAAGAUUGUCUGGAGUGUAGUGGCCCCAAGGAGGAUGAUUGUGAGCUCUGUGCUGACAUUUUUACGGUCCUCUACAAUGGACUGUGUUUGAAUGAGUGUCCAUCAGGAACUUACUAUGAAGAAAAGACUAAGGAUUGCAGAGAUUGCCACGAGUCCUGCCACACCUGCUCGUCUUACAGCGUCUGCAUAAGCUGCCAGGAAGGCCUGAGGUUGAACAGCCAUGGGGCCUGUGUGGCUCACAAGGAAUGUGCCCCCAUCGAGUACUGGGAUGAGACAGCGCACAGGUGCAAGCCCUGUCACAAUAAAUGCUUCCACUGUACAGGACCCGCAGAGGACCAGUGUCACACCUGCAGGGGGGACAACCUUCUUCUCAACACCACCUGUGUGCAAGACUGCCCAGAGGGCUACUACGCCAGGGACAGCCACCUGUGCGCGCCCUGCCACAUCUCUUGUAGGACCUGUGAUGGGAGUCACAGUACACAGUGCCGCUCCUGCCGACCGGGUUGGUUCCAGCUGGAAAAUGAGUGCCUGCUCCAAUGCAGAGAGGGAUAUUAUGCAGAAAUCUCCACUGGCCAGUGUAAGAGGUGCCACAAGAGCUGCAAGGCAUGCCGGGGUCCACAGCCCACAGACUGCCUGUCUUGCGAUACCUACUUUUUUCUGCUCGCCUCCAAGGGAGAGUGUUAUCGCACCUGCCCAGAGCAUUACUAUGCAGAAGAAAACACCUGGACCUGUGAGAGAUGUCAUCCGACUUGCAAAAAAUGCAAAGGAAAAGGAGGAUCGGAUUGCUUGUCCUGUGUGUGGAACUACCACCUCAUGGGUGGAAUCUGCAACUCCGACUGUCUUGUGGGAAAAUACAGAGUGGGAGAGGGAGAGAAAUUCAACUGUGAAAAAUGCCACGAGAGCUGUAUGGAAUGCAAGGGCCCUGGCACCAAGAACUGCACCAUGUGCCCCGCGUCCCUGCUGCUGCACAUGGACGACGGACGCUGUCUCCACUGUUGUAACACCUCCAGCCCCUCCAACACCCAGGAGUGCUGUGACUGCCAGGAAAGCAUGGACGAGUGCAUCCUUGGAAGAAGUGAGCCUGGGUCUGCUGCUGAGCGCUCCAAGACUGCUCUGUUGAUCACCUCCUCCGUCAUGUUACUGCUUCUGCUGGGGGCUGCCGUGUUUGUCUGGAGGAAGUCUCGGGGCCAAGUCCAGCCAGUACAAAAGACCGGUUAUGAAAAGCUGGCUGACCCUGCCAGGUCAUACUCCUCCUAUAAGAGCAGCUAUGGCGAGGGCACCAGCUUUGAAGAGGACCAGAUGAUCGAGUAUAGGGACCAGGACUAUGAUGAGGAUGAUAAUGAUGACAUCGUCUACAUGAGCCAAGAUGGCACAGUCUACCGAAAAUUUAAGUAUGGACUGCUGGAGGAUGAGGAGGAAGAUGAGCUGGAAUAUGAUGACGAGAGCUAUUCCUUCCAGUAGACACAGCCCACCUCCACCCCUUCCUCUCACGGGCAUGCCUGUGAGCAUGACUGUUUUGGUUUUAUCCACACACCAGGCUGAGGUGUGAAUGUGUUUGUCUUCUUAACCACGAAUCCAACCAGAAUAUGUAAGAAUGCUGAAAUAUUUUGUGCUUGUUUUGAGUGACUAAAUUCAAUUAACAGUUCCUGCUCAACCAUCAUUGAGGAGCAAGGAUAAAAUUUAAAGGCAUUUUCCUCAAAAUGAUAUGUGAAGACACCAAAGCAGGAAGUAAAAUUAACUCUUUUAUGUGAUUUUAAAAAAUAGGGAGGGAGCAGAAGACCAGUAGGGAUUCUGUUUCCAAGUUGCAUUGUGGGGAGCUCUGCUACUUUUUAGAAUUCUGAUAUUUCUUGAAAUAACUUGCGGGGGGGGGGGAAGAGUUGGCUUAGCAGGGAUUUCUUUCCCCUUCUGGCUGUGUUUAGGCAGAGAUUUGUUUUGUGAGAAUCAAGGAAAAAAAGUGUUCUUAUCUGUUGUUCCCAGAGUGUCCCCUGGUGAGCAGAAAAGAGCAUCUCGGCUGAGGUGGCUCAGGACCCAUUUAGAAAUGAGGAAAGAAAAGAGGAGACGCAUCAUAGCAGAGGAACUACGAGUUUGCUGGGCCCUGGUUCAUCCAAAGGUUUACAGAGCCAUAAUGAUCCUGAGGGCAGAAUGGCUCAGGCAGGAGGCAGAUGGUAGCAAGCCCAGUGUGAAAAAAUCACCAAGAUUCUAAGAACCACACCCCCGUGAUUCUCCAAGAAGUUUUCUAGUAGGAAAUCAUGAAAGAAAAAUGGCAAUGUGAACCUAACAUAAAAUGAAAAAAAAAAAUCAUCCAUUCUAAGAAAAAGACUAGCUAUCAAAUCAGAGGAGCUUCCAUCCACAAACCCAUCAAAGAAAUGCACGCUCUCCAUAGAGAAAGCUGGAAUGGAGUCUAACAGGAGGGAAUAAUCCCAAUGUGCCCCUCUGCUUGUAAGCUGUAAUCCAGCUGUCAAACAGCCUCCCACCAUGUUAGCACUGUGGUUUUGUUUCUAGACUUCCUAAGCUUCCCUUUUUCUCCUUCUCCUGACAAGUAUGCUCUUAGAUACAAAUGAGGACAGUUUUUCUGCAGAUAGUAAUACAGAGAGAGGGGCUCUGGCUACUUCAAAGUAUACCAGCAGAAUCUUGUGGAUUUCCUUGUCAAAGAAGUUAUAGGCACUGUUAGGAGUGGGACAACAAAGAGUGAAAGUGACAUUUUCAGAUGAUGGCAAUAGUCAAAAUAUACUGCAUACCUACUGUAUACCAGGUAUCAAGCUAAGUAAUUCCUCUUAGAAAGAAAGAAAGAAAAGAAAAGAAAGAAAGAAAGAAAGAAAGAAAGAGAGGAAGAGAGGAAGAAAGAAAAGAAAUCACCACACUUACCCACUUGACAUCACAAGUCUAUCAGGUUGGAGUCGUCAUUGCCCUGCCUUUAUAGGAAACCUGAGGUUUACAAAAGGCUAAGUCACAGGGCUGGGCAUAGUGAUACAUGCCUAUAAUCCCAGGGAGGCUCAGGAAAGAAGAUUAAGUUCAAGGCCACCCUGGGCAACUUAGUGAUACCCUGUCUCAAAAUAAAAAUUAUUUUUAAAAAAGGACUAGCUCAGUGGUAAAGCAUCCAGGGUUCAAUCCUCAGUACCAAAAAAGAGGCUAAAGCACUAGUUCAAGGUCACAGAAAGCUCACCAAACUCCAAACAAUAAGUGUGACCCUAAAGUGCAUGUUUCUAAUAAAUAUGCUCCACUAACAUAAGAUGGGAAAAUAAGCAUCCUAAAUAUAAUAAACAUGUCUAUUAUUGUAUUCUAUGACAUCAAUAUCCUUCUAGGAAGUGUAUGAUCUUCAUUCACUAAAUUCGUAUAUUUUUUAAACAAUGUGACACAGACAUGGGAAAUUUUGAUGAAGAAGACUUCCGUUUACUGAAGGCUUGUGUUUCUUCAGAGGAAAGUUCUUAGGGUCAGUAGGCUUUCCCUGGAAAGAGCCAGAUUUUUGUUACUACUUCAGGCCUUGUGGGCUAAAACAUCUCUACUAUAACUAUUCGGCUCUGCCAUGGUAGUGUGAAAGCAGCCACUACCCUAUGGAUGGGAAGACUGUGUUCCAAUAAAACUUUAUUCGUGGACACUGAAAUUUGAAUUUCAGAUAGGUGUUACACAUCAUGAAAUAUUAUUCUUCUUUUGAUUUUUUUUAACCAUUAGAAAUAUAAAAAUUAUUCUUAGCUCACAGAAGUACAAAAACAGGUGGUGGGUCAGAUUUGGCUUGGACCUUGUCUUUAAAAAAUUCUUCAGAGCCAGGUGCAGGUUCAGAACUGUGAUUCCAAUGAAGCUACACUUCCUUGGGAGGCUGAGGUAGGAUAUCGCAAGUUCAAAGCCAGCCUCAGCAACUCAGCAAGGCCCUAAGCAACUUAGCAAGACCCUGUCUCAAAAUAAAAGAUAAAAAGGGCUUGGGGUGUAACUCAGUGGUAAAAUGCUUCUGGGUACAAUCCUCAAUACUAAAAUAAAAAGAAUAAUUUCAGAGGUCCUCUGUAUCAUACAUACAUAUGAUAUGCUUUCCAAAAUUUUAAUCAUUUAAAAUUAGCUCUUCAAAACCCAUUUAAAGUCCUGAUAGUUCUCUUCUUAAAAAUGCUUGUAAGAUAAUCAUCACAUCAAUGGGAGAAUCUUCUUAUCCAUUGCAGUGUACAGAGUUAACCUACAGAAACAAGUAAUUUUGCUUAUACUGUGUUGUUCAUGUUCCUUGAUAAUUUUAAAACUGUGAUAGACUGAGUUGGACAUUUUUUUCAAUAGCCUGGAAAUUGUUUUCCAAGAAAAGUCUGUGUUUAUGAUAUGCAGUUAAAGGUUGAACAAGGUUGUGAUGACCUUGAACACUAAGAAAAAUUGUGCUCUUCUUCUAUGUGACCUGAAGUGAAAAGAACACAUGUGCUCAUCUACUGGCAAGUUUGACAAGUUUGUGCUUAGUCAUGCCACAUUAUUCUCUCACUUCUUUUGAAAAUUAUGCUUACAACUGUCUUAAUAGAUAAAUAUGUGGUUGGAAAACAAUGUCACCUUUGGUUUUGUUUGCAAAUAACUUGGAAAUACUAAGAGAAUCCUCAAAAACUGGAAAUAUACUAAAAAACUGGAUAAGAGCUUAAAAGGUUCUGAUUCAUGGAAUGCAAUUUUAAAAGUGUAAAUAAAUGAAAUUAAGACCAGGUGAUGCUA